AGCGUAAUUGUAGAUAUGAUUUCAUCGAACUCAUAUAGUAUAAGCCGUAGUGAAAUCAAGGCCUUUUCAGAUAGAUGGUCCUUAACGCCCAUGGCCCCGCGGUUUCUCAGGCAAUGUGCGGCAGUUUACUGUGAAGUGCGUUGAAGUAGCUGUUCUGCAACUUGAGUGAACGUUUCACGACCCCUUCUCAUAUCCCAGUAGGCACCCGGUGUGAGCAAAUAUUCAUGACUGAGGGAAAACUUUCUGAGACUUAAUUACCUGUUAGAAUCCGAAAAACAAACAUCAACAUGGUCCUGAUGCAGUCCCUUUCAGGGGUCACUUUCCUGGGGGUUUGGAAAGAUUUCAUAAUCACUUUCAAGGAGUCUCUUGGUUAUACCACUGGCUUCGCUCCGAACAAUGCUGGCUAUGUACGUUCAGGUCACGAAGUUACUAACUACCCACGAUGCUGUAAACAAAAGUAGAGAUAAUGAGCAAAUUGAUUAAUUAAACGUGAGAGCAACUCACCUCGAUACCCUUCAUCACAGAAUGAACCACUAAGUUCCCGACCAGGCACAACAUCUAAAUUUCAAAUACAGGCAAUGUCCGAAGGAUAAAUGGAAGCGUGUUUAUAUCAAUCCUGUUAAAUUUAUUGUUUCGUAGGCUUUUAGUGCAAAGAGGGCCUAAGUGUCCGACUCUGCCUGGCCCCGUGUUAAGUGGUUCAUACAUAUUUUCGUGUAAAAUUAGAGGCCGGUUAGGGCUGAAGUGUGCAGAAGACGAGAGAAGAACGUGAACGGUGACGGCCCCGGGGGAUGUAAAAGCCUCUUUUUCAUACGAGUGAAAAGUGUGCAGUGAUGUGGAAAAUUUUGGAAUGUCCAGUCUUGUGGAAAAACGUGCGGUGCUAAAAGAAGUAGUUUAGAGUGCUUUGGAAUGUAAAAGUUCCACUUGAGCGAAGCAAAAUCUCAACGGAAAUUUUUGCCGAACCGAAGAUUGUGCCCAAAUAUUUUCGAAACGCAGAGCAAGCGAAGGGGUGCGUGCGAAUAUGUGAAAGUGUAGGAGGAUAUUCUUCGAGAUUCUAAGGAUAACGUAUUGGGUAUCGUAAACCCGAAGGGUGAAAAUAGUAUAUGGCGAUCGGAUCAACAGAAAUUUUUACAUCGUCCUUCUGCCCACCUGUUAUCCCCAAAUUGCAUUAAGGAUCAUCUUCGGGACUGAAUAAAAACGCACCUCAUCAGCUUUACGCGAAAGAAAGUACCUUUCCGAAAGAAGUUUCAAAUUACAAAAGCCAGAAUCCUUCAAAACCCUUAUGAGACCUCGAGACAAAAGUGACAAGAAAAGGAAGCAAUAAAAAAUGGGCGAAAUAGCUCUGACCUAGAGAACAGGCUGCUCCUUAAAUCCUUCGAACGCCUAACAAGCUCCAGUAGAGCCAACAGCAAUGGUAAUAACGCACGACACACGGCAGCAAAGUAACAACUCGGCGUAACGACAAACAUCUUGACUGACAUUGAAAAAUUAAUUUGACAAUAUAAACGAUCGCCCCGAAUAAUUUAUUUUCCUUUCUUAAGGUUUAUCACUCCCAGGACAUUCACCCUGGCCAGAGCAAAUUUCUGGGAGCCACUGCUAUACAAACGCACGUAAAAGAAAGUGCAAGGAAUCUUUUCCCGCAAAGUACGUGGUGUAAGGUGUGUGAUAGACGCCUGAAAAAAGAGCAAGCUGAUGUGAGGAUAGCCUGUGACAUGUUAAGCUGUUGAUCCUAGAAAUCACACAGGCACACAACGAAUAAAUAAAAGAAUAUUAUAGGCAUCGUAACCCUAUGUUCCUUGGUGCCGUAGUCCUUUUGACUCCUGGAUCAGGUUACGUUCCAUCCUAAUCGCAUGGAGAGCUUGCCUUCUGGAGCCAUGGCGUCAAGUAUGUCUUGGAUUUCAGCCAGAUAAUGUGGGUUACUCCUCGAGGGACUGAAUUGUUCGAACACAUACCACACAUACCCCGAAAAGGACAAAUCAUAUUAUUAUUUAAGGAUAAUGUCGUAAAUAUCGUUACCUGAAAUAUGGAUGAUAUAGCACGAACGUAUGGAUUAGCUGAUGAGAAAGCUAAUCAGAACAGUAUGGCAGGAAGUGUCCAGGACCGACGACAUCCACACCUCAGUCGGUUAAGCAGAUACUCCACGAGUGGCAGCAGUAGUAGCACGUGUCGCGACCUUAACUACUGCGAAGUGUACUUUCUCUCCCCGACAAAGCAGCGGAGCAAGGACAAUCUUCACGCAGCACCCUCAUCUCCCACCCAGCAGAAUUCCUGGUCACAAAAGGCUCGCGAACAGUAUCAGUCUCAAUCAUCGGAAAAUUCAUUUGUCCUGAACUCAGCCAUGUCGUACCCUUCGAAUCGCGUCUAUGAGACAAAUUGCGAUGGUUUCGAAACAAGGAGCCACUUUUCCGAUUCUGUCGCAACAGUGCCGAAUCAAAUGAUUCAAAUGAGUCAUGUGCGCGGUGCGGGUGUUACUUUCUCGAAUCACGUGAACGACGAGGAACGGGUGCAUUCGAAUCGCGGAUCGCUUAAACGGAUAAAAGGACGCAGUAAUCAAUCGCUUUGCAGUUGUGAUGCGGACACGGAGAUAGUGCCAAAUCCAAAUAGACCAUUGUAUCAGUAUAGCUUAGAUAGGAAGAAUAAAAUGCAUACGUACACGUGUGAACAGAAUGCUCAGAUUUUAAUGCGGAUCGAACGUGAACGGAGGAAAACACAGAACAAAGGAAGUGCUGAGAUAAAGACAAAUGAUGGAAAGCAGCCUGCCAGCAGUCGUUCCUGUGAUAGUACAUCCUUUGAAUAUCAGACGACAUACCAGGACGCGAAUCAAAGCUUGGAGAGCGAUUCAACAACCGAAGUUGAAGUAAUCCCACCGCCUCCACCCCCGCCAGCAUCAUUGGGACGCAAAAUUAUAGCUGCUGCCGGCUCAGCUACGUUCCAACAACAUCAACAGCAACAGGAUAUUAGCAGCAAAGGACAUUCAAAGCCAAUAGCACUGACAACAACAAGCAUGGCAGAGUCAAUGCUGAACGAUUGCACGUCGACGAUACUCAAUUGUGCAAACGUUGGCCAUUUGGGUAGCUCCAAACCCGAUUUGUGUAAUGUGAAUCAGGACGAAAAUGUUUCGAGCAAGAGUCGAUCGAAUCAGGAAAACAUUCCCAUGGCGCCCUACAGUUAUGUAAGGGAUGACACCUAUAUGCCAUGUUUCAAGAGUAAAGCGGAUAAUUCCAUGUUUCUGUACCAUCAUGAGUCACCGCAAUAUGCUCCGAAUUUCGACAAUCGACCGUACUCGGGCAAAUUUAAUACUAUCGGGCCUAGCAGCUAUUUCUCUAAACACUUCAACCGACAACCACUUGGAAAGGCAUGCAACACAACAAAUGGCACAUUCCCAUCAGGGAAUAGCUUGUCGAACGGACGUUAUUUCUCACAAUCGUUUUCGAAUUUUUCAUUUAGUGGUCAUUUGAACAAUCCCACUAACGAUGGCUACCAAUGGCAUCAACACAGUCAAGACCUUUGCGCAACGCCUUACACGCAAUUCAAAACACCUGUCAAGGGGUUGAGUUGCAGUUUCGGUGAAUCAACAUUAAUGAAUAGUUCAUACACGACCCUGGGAAGUUCAACGAGCGGCGGAAUAAAAGAGAAACUCCAUCACCAGCAGCAGCAGCAACCACGGCAACAAGCAGGACUUACCGGCAGUAUGCCUUGGAAACAUCGACAGUGCCCGAGUCGAGGUUCAUCAAGUUCAGGGACAAAUUCUUCAAGACUGGAUCCUUCGAAACACUGGCUUGCAGUUAGUUCAAUACUUCUAAUAGUUGGAGCUGCUAGCGUUGCCGUACCGCUAGCUUUACGUGUAGCAGCAAGUGCACCAUUUGAGGAGAGGUUACGAGCAGCUACACAACUUUUAGAUGAAGUGCCUUUAAUCGACGGGCAUAAUGACUUGCCAUGGAACAUACGGAAAUUUCUGCAUAAUAAAUUAAACGACUUUAACUUCGACGAGGACCUACGAAACGUAAUGCCUUGGGCGCGAAGCCAUUGGAGCCAUACAGACUUGAAGCGACUGAAACAAGGACGAGUAGCUGCUCAGUUUUGGGCUGCCUAUGUACCAUGCGAGGCUCAACAUCGAGAUGCGGUCCAGCUAACUUUGGAACAAAUCGACGUCAUUAAACGACUAACCGAACGUUAUUCCAAAGAACUUACAACAUGUACAUCAGUAUCUGAUAUAAUCGAAGCGCACAAAAACCACAAAGUAUGUUCUUUGACAGGCGUGGAGGGUGGACAUUCACUGGGUGGCUCUUUAGCUGUCCUACGCACCCUCUACGCUAUUGGUGUUAGGUAUUUAACGUUAACGUCUACAUGUCACACGCCAUGGGCCGACUCGAGUCAUGCUGAUGCCCCAAAAUAUGAUAUUAAGCAUGGAGGAUUAACUGUGUUCGGAAAGACAAUCAUUCGCGAAAUGAAUCGACUUGGUAUGAUCGUAGACUUAUCGCACGUAUCGACAGGUACAAUGCGCGACGCCUUAGCAACAAGUGAGGCUCCUGUGAUAUUUUCGCAUUCUUCAGCUUAUGAGCUUUGCAACUCAAGUCGCAACGUUCAGGACGAUAUACUGCAAUCGGUGGCAAAAAACGGCGGACUUGUAAUGGUGAAUUUCUAUUCGAAAUUUCUUUCAUGCAGUGAAAACUCUACGGUCCAAGAUGCAGUCGCUCACAUAAAUCACAUUAAGCAAGUAGCAGGCAUUGAUCACGUCGGCUUGGGAGCUGGAUUUGACGGAAUCAAUUUCACCCCAAAAGGUCUGGAAGAUGUUUCAUCGUAUCCCACCCUAUUUGCUGAACUCCUGGGGGAUGGUUGGUCUAUCGAAGACCUAACGAAAUUAGCAGGACAAAAUUUUUUACGAGUAAUGAGCGAAGUAGAGAAAGUUCGUGAUACCAAGAAACUAGCUGGCGUUCGACCAUACGAGGAUCAACCAAAUUUUCGCACAGAGGAUCCAUACAAUUGUACCUCAAGUUAAUAGAAUUAUCUUCAACAUAUAUGCAUACAUGCAUUUAUAUGUAUGUAUAUUGGGAGAGAAAAGAUUUAUAAAAUACAUUUUUUAAUUCACAUUCGUUAUAUGAGGUUUCUAUGGAGAAUUGCGAAAAUUGGCCAAGCACGGAUCAAUGAACAAAAAGGCAGUAGACCGUUGAUACUGAGUGAUUAUUCCAUCUUUAGUUUCAAGGACGGCAUGAAAAUAUAUUAUUAUUUAUCGAAAGGAAGAAAUUCAGUUGAAAUGCAAAU
Molecule: messenger RNA, 5259 nt
Organism: Hermetia illucens (black soldier fly)
Lineage: Eukaryota; Metazoa; Arthropoda; Insecta; Diptera; Stratiomyidae
Exons: 12
Coding region: 2021-4996 (991 amino acids)
Biological process (GO): proteolysis
Molecular function (GO): metallodipeptidase activity
Source: RefSeq, a predicted model, not a curated record